Molecule: messenger RNA, 1161 nt
Organism: Abrus precatorius (Indian licorice)
Lineage: Eukaryota; Viridiplantae; Streptophyta; Magnoliopsida; Fabales; Fabaceae
Exons: 4
Coding region: 92-865 (257 amino acids)
Source: RefSeq, a predicted model, not a curated record
AUAAAGAGAAUGAAAUGCAUAUGGCCAGUGUUUAUAUAAAAAUUUAUAAAAAUGGUACAGAAGAGAAGAUAUAUUAUAGCUGCAUUUGUAAAUGGAAAUGAGCUCAAUUCAUGUGUCAUGGGUUUCUUCCUUUUGUUUGUGUUUACCAAAUUCAUCACGCUUUGAAGCAUCAAAAAUUUCAUCACAGUUUAAGCCUCUGAAUGCCACUCCUGUCAAAGGAACAAAACACUACCUUGUUAAAUUUCCCAGAGAAAGAACAAGAACAAGAGCAACCCUUGAUGAUGUUGAAAGAGACCAACUUUCCUCAACCCCACUUCUUGUCGAGGACGAAAAGGAAGUUGAGAAAAGUGUGAAAGUGUUGAAAAAUGCCGCUAAGACAAGAAAGGUAGCAGCAGAGGAGGUUCUUUCUGCACUGUCUGUCAUUGAGAAAGCAAAAGUUGAUCCUUCUGGCUUUUUUGAAACCCUUGGUGGAAAGGAAUCCCCUGGGAGGACCUGGAUGCUAAUUUUUACUGCUGAGAAACAACUAAAAGGUGGUCGGUAUUUUCCUCUCACCGCUGUUCAGAGAUUUGAUGCUGCUGCAAAGAGGAUCGAAAAUGGUGUAUAUCUUGGACCCAUUGGACAAUUAACAUUUGAAGGAAGACUUUCAUGGAAAAACAGAAUACUUGCUUUCAUUUUUGAGAACCUUCUAAUAAAAGUGGGACCCUUGAAGCCUCUACAGAUCAGCUUAGGAAAAAAGGAAGAUAAAGAACCAAGUACAAAGGAUCCAUUUUUCAUCUGGUUUUAUGUUGAUGAGGAAAUAGCUGUUGCUCGAGGCCGGAGUGGAGGAACUGCAUUUUGGUGUCGGUGUCAUCGUGUCAGUAACUGAUUCUUAGGAAGUUUCUUUCUUUUCUGCUUCUGAGUUUCGGACUUUAAAUGGAAAAAGAUUCAUGUAUAUAUUUUAGUGGUUAAACAUAUUUGUAGCUGUGUACUGUAUAGAUUAUAUACAUAUUUGUACCUAGAAUCCAAGAAUUAAAGUUUUUAUUUCAUGAUAUUACUGGCUUACUGCCAUUGAUUUUGUGAGGAAAAAACUAUUCAACAACUAAAGAAUGGAGACUUAAAAAUAAGAGGAAGAAAUGAAAGAUUCUCCACCAGGUCCAGUUUAGCAGAAGGAUCUUCACCCUU